Molecule: messenger RNA, 1212 nt
Organism: Yamadazyma jaroonii
Lineage: Eukaryota; Fungi; Ascomycota; Pichiomycetes; Serinales; Debaryomycetaceae
Source: the annotation of a GenBank genome assembly
AUGCAAAGACAAGAUGACAUACCGAACAACGAAUUCGAUUUACCAAAUCUAAGUUUAUGGCAAAGGAUGAAGAACAAAGUUGAUCUAUCAGGAGAUGAAAUGGUUGGCUACUGUUUAUUGGUGUCAUGUCAAUUGUUCAACUCAUUUAUGAUUACAGCUUGUAAAUUGUUGAUCACCGAUAAGGAUUCAGAAACUCCUAUUCAUCCUAUUCAAAUUUUAUUUGUAAGAAUGUUCAUUACUUAUAUUUUAUGUGUCAUUUAUAUGUUGGUAUUCAGAAAAUCAGUGCCUGAUGCACCUUUUGGUAAACCAGAAGUUAGGAAAUGGUUAAUUUUAAGAGGUAUCGUAGGAUUUAUGGGGGUUUUUGGAUUAUAUUUUUCAUUAUUAUAUUUAAGUUUAAGUGAUGCCGUAGCUAUUACCUUCUUAGUACCUUUAGUUACAGCAUUCUUAGCUUUUGUGGUUUUGCAUGAACGUUAUUCCAUCGUUGAAGGAAUUUGUUCAAUAGUUUCAUUAGGUGGGGUUAUUCUUAUCGCUAAACCGCAUUUCAUAUUUGGUCAAGAAGCUGAUAAAGAAUCUGAUGUAGAUGAUGCAGUUGAGUCUUCUUCUACUGAGAAAAGAUUAUUGGCAUCCGGAGUUGGUUUAUUAGGUGUUAUAGGUGCAUCCUUAGUUUACAUUGUUAUCCGUAAAAUCGGUAAAGAUACCCACGCAUUGAUUUCAGUCAGUUAUUAUGCUUCAACCGUUACUGUGGUCUCAUUCAUUUGUAUCUUGGUAAUUCCAUCAAUUUCUUUUGCGUUCCCACAAAAUGCUUAUCAGUGGUUUUUAUUCAUCACCAUUGGAAUUUCAGGGUUCCUUUUCCAAUUCGCUUUAACUUCAGGUAUUCAAAGGGUUAAAGCUGGAAAAGCUUCAUUGGUGGUUUAUACUCAAGUUAUAUUUGCCAUUUUCUGGGAUGUGGUUAUUUGGAAUCAUUUCCCUGGAAUUUUAAGUUUUAUGGGUAUUUUGGUCAUUUUAGUAUGUACUGGAAUUGUUAUCAAAUAUAAACCUGAAGAAAAACCUGAAGAUAUUGAAAUGGGCCAACAUCAACCAUUAUCUCAAAAUGGUUAUAAACCUGAAGAAAUCCAACUACAAGAUUUUAUUAUUGGAGAUGACGAUGACGAUGAGGACAAUACCAACAGACAUCAAAAACCAAAUGAACAGGUUUCGGCUGAAUCUAAAUAA